AAUUAUAAAAUACUGUCAGUAGUCAGUAGUCAGUUUGCCCACAAACGCUUCGGCAAUCGGUUUGUGCGCUAAAUUUUUUAUUAUUUAAAUAAAUAUAAAUUAAAAUUUUUUUUUUCAAUUAAUUAUAAAUUUUGCUGCAGUUUACUUGUGUCUAGGCAGCUAAAGUUCGAAAUUAUAAAUAAUUCUCAUAUAUAUGUAUGAAAAUAUUUAUAUAUAUUUUUAAAUUUGUGAUUUUUUUUUAAUUUUACUCCCUUAUGAUAUUUUUGGACAAAGGAUUUUUUUUAUGAGAUCGCGGUCGCAAAAGCGACAAUGAUUAUUUUCAAUUGAUCGUUACUGUAAUUCAUGAAUGGAUGGAGGAUCGACGGAGAAUAUUAAUAGAGAUUCGAUGGAGGAUUUGGGAUGUCUGGAAAAUUUAAACAAUCCAUCAAAUUCAUUCAUCAUCGGAGCAAUAAUAUGGAGCUUAUUAUUAUUAAUAUCAUUUUUAUUAAAUGCAACACUACUAUUAGCAUUUAUAAAACGUCCUGGUUUACGUACCAUAUCAAACAGAUUUGUGAUGAAUCUGAGUGCUUCCAACUUAUUAGCAAUCGGUCUACUCCACCCGCUGUUGAUAACCGACCGAGCAGCGCCAUCUUCCAUCCACUGUACCCUAGCCGAGGGCGCCACAGCUCUAGUAACGACAUCUUCCAUCUUCUCAGUCCUCCUGAUCGCAAUCGACCAAUACCUCGCCGUAAUCGAUCCUCUCCGUUAUCGCACGCGGAUCGAUAACCUCAAGUGCACCGUAUUAAUAAUAUUAGUCUGGCUUCUUUCCGUCGCCAUAUCCCUUCUCGCUAUUUUCAACGCCAACAACAACGCCACCUACACCUCCAACGAAUACACUAAUCAACCCAGUCUCUGGCUAAGUUGUCAGUCUGACUUACCGACUGCUAAUAAAUCUGUUUUACCGACCGUCGGUCCCCUUUCGUCUUUACCAUCCCCACCCUCAUCAUUUAUUACUUAUAAUUUAAUUUAUACAACAAUAUAUAUUAUUAUUAUUUAUUUAGUACCAUUUAUAACAAUAAUAUGGAUAUAUAUUUGUAUAUAUACCGCAGCACACAAUAAUUCUGAACGAACACGACGUACCGGCUCACGGCCAAUACUUACCGUCACAAACUACCUUACCGACGAUGAUUAUUUGCCAUUACGUCAUGAUAAUGAUAUUAAUAGAAUUAGAAAUAUAUCUAGUCUCUCGUCAAUUGACGAGAGUAUUGAGAUAACUAGUCAAUUACAAAGACAUUUGUCACCUUCACCGAUUAUUGAAGAAGAUAUUAAUUUUAAUAAUAAUAGUAAUAGUAUAGAAGAAGUAAAAGAAGAACUGAGACCUGUUAUUUUUACUGUUGGAUCUCAUAAUAAUGAUAUUACAAUGCAAUUUAAUGAUAAUACCAAAGAAAUUAUCGAGUACGAUGACCAUGUGAUCGAUUGUCAACAAGAUGGCGGUCGAUGUAGCAGUAGAGGGCCUCGAGAUCCCCGGCCGUAUGGUUGCCAUGCGGAAACAAGUGGGGAAAUUAGUGGUGGGGAUGAAGCUGAAGAAGAUGGCGACUGGGAGAAAGAAAAUGGCAGCCGAUAUGGCAGUAGGCAACGAGAUUCUCGGCCAUAUGGCGGCCAUUUGGAGAUGGAUUGUGAGGAAGGUAGUGGGGGAACUGCGUAUGGCCAGGAAAAAAGUGGGGGUGAAUAUGGCACUGAUGGAGUUGAUCGUCUGCCAUAUAGUGGCCAUAUUGUGGAAAAUGGAAGUGAGGAUGAGGAUUGUUUGGAAAAAAUUGAGGCAGAAAAUGAAAGAAGUCGGGGAUAUGGUAGCCAUAUUGAAAGUAGGGCUUAUGGCGAUAAAACGCCAUAUAUUGACCAUGGGCAAACGGGUAAAUUAUAUGGCAGCCAUAUGGGGGAGAAGACUAAUGGCGAUAAGUGGACAUAUAUUAACUGUGCUAAUGAGGUUGAUAGCAAGGAACAAAAUGGCGGCUGCAGCACUCAAUAUGGCCAAUAUUCAAAUCAAUAUGGCACCAUGAAUAAUGACAAUGGUAUAGAAAAUGACUUACGUAUCUGUAAUCAAAAUGGCGGACAUGAUAUACCAGAUGGAAUUUCACAUGGCCAACAAUAUGGCAGCCAUUUAAACCAAUAUGGCACCGAGUACGGCACCAUAGAUCAUGGAAAAUUCAAUGAAAAUGACUUACGGAUCGGUAAUCAAGAUAGUGGACAUAUCUUACAUGGCAAACAAUAUGGGCACUGUUUUGGUCAAUAUGGCAUUGAAAAUGGCACCAUAAAUAAUGACAAUUUCAUGGAAAAUGACUUACAGAUCUGUAAUCAAAAUGGCGGACAUGAUUUGCCAAAUGGAAUUUCACAUGGCCAACAGUAUGGCAGCCAUAUAAAUCAAUAUGGCACUAUGAAUGAUGAAAAAUGUAUCGAAGAAGGUUUGGGAACCAGUAAUCAAAAUGGCGGGCAUGACCUACAUGACAAACAAUAUGGUGACUGUUUACAUCAAUAUGGCAACGAGUAUGGCAGCAUAAAUAAUGGAAGAUUCAUCGAAGAUGACUUACAGACCAGUCACCAAGAUGGCGGCCAUGACAUACCAGACGGUAUUUUACAUGGACAAGAUUCGAACCAAAAUGGCGGACUAAUGCCGCCAAAAUUGAACCCGAAUCCUCGUCACGGUACUCGUUCGACUGCAAAUUACAUAAAUUCUCUUCGUCACCGCAUAAGUAACGGAUCAUUAUUCAAAUACCGCGAGGAAACGCGAGCUGCGCGUAUCAGCGCGUUGGUAAUCGUCAUGGGUUUCGUCUGCUGGACGCCAUUUUUCUCGAUCGUGGUGAUGAAAAACUUAACCGUAAAUCUGUUGAACCAUAAGAUCGACUUGUUGGGUAUCGGGUGCUUUGUUUUGGGGACGAUAGUGUCGCCCAUGUUGUUCGGUUACCGAUCGCGGAGGGUAAAAAGGGAACUCAGGAAACUGUUUUGCUUCAGGCGGGAGCUUGCGUACAAAAACAAUCGAAGUCUGAUGGCCAAGAAGGUGCUGAGGCGGAGGCACAGUUCCAAUUGGGGGGUCGACGGGCUGACAGACAAAGGGGGAAAGUUAGGCGGGUUCUGGAAUUUCUACGCCCGGGGCAAGUUGGGCAAAGACUGCGGCAGUAGAGUUCAGUUUGUUCACGUUCCCGAGACGGCGCUGACUGUCGACACCUGCCGAAGCUCCUUCUCCAGCGGAGCUAGUACUCAAGUAUCCAGUACUUCUACCGACGAUAGUUAAAUUUAAUUUCUGUUUUACCGACCUCAUUUUUUUACAAAAUCGUCUACCCUAAAAAUUAUCGUAUAUUUAUACUUUGUCUGUAAAUAUCUCGGAGAAUUUUGAAGAUACGUAAAAAAUUAUAGAGCACUUUUUUGUAGGAAAUUUAACGCUCUACAAAAAUGGUCCUUAGCAAUUUUAUCAUAACUUCAAUAUUUAACGAGAUAUUUGUCAUCUGAAAAUUGUAAUCUCAAAUGAAUUAAUUAAUUUAUAAUUUUUUUAAUCUGAUAUUUUUUUGUGAGCAAAAAAAUGAAUUUUUGAAAAUUGAAUUUUUUUCUACUUUUUUACAAAAAAAAAUGGCGACGUAUUUUUAUUUAUUUUUUUUAAUUAUUGUAAGAAUGAUUUUUUUAAAUCAUCGAAAAUUGUAAAUAUUUGCAUUUCAUGACAAAAAAAAAUUAGUC
Molecule: messenger RNA, 3702 nt
Organism: Microplitis mediator
Lineage: Eukaryota; Metazoa; Arthropoda; Insecta; Hymenoptera; Braconidae
Exons: 4
Coding region: 347-3265 (972 amino acids)
Biological process (GO): adenylate cyclase-activating adrenergic receptor signaling pathway; phospholipase C-activating G protein-coupled receptor signaling pathway; positive regulation of cytosolic calcium ion concentration
Cellular component (GO): membrane
Molecular function (GO): alpha1-adrenergic receptor activity
Source: RefSeq, a predicted model, not a curated record